This is a messenger RNA of Indicator indicator, 1371 nucleotides long. It is a transcript of the gene EIF2S1, whose product is annotated as eukaryotic translation initiation factor 2 subunit alpha. Gene Ontology annotation, cellular component: eukaryotic 48S preinitiation complex; eukaryotic translation initiation factor 2 complex; eukaryotic translation initiation factor 2B complex. Bases 56 to 1003 code for a protein of 315 amino acids. The record is from RefSeq and is a predicted model, not a curated record. The transcript is spliced from 8 exons. NCBI's taxonomy places the organism in Eukaryota, Metazoa, Chordata, Aves, Piciformes, Indicatoridae. Gene Ontology annotation, molecular function: translation initiation factor activity; RNA binding; ribosome binding.
CAGUGGGAGAGGCCGGGCCGCGAGCGCAGAACGGGACCUCUCGGCGUUUGCCAGAAUGCCAGGACUAAGCUGUAGAUUCUACCAGCAUAAAUUUCCAGAGGUGGAAGAUGUAGUGAUGGUCAACGUUCGGUCCAUUGCUGAAAUGGGAGCCUACGUCAGCCUGCUGGAGUACAACAACAUUGAAGGCAUGAUCCUUCUCAGUGAGCUGUCCAGAAGACGUAUCCGUUCCAUAAACAAACUCAUCCGCAUCGGCAGGAAUGAAUGCGUCGUCGUCAUAAGAGUUGACAAAGAGAAAGGUUAUAUUGACUUGUCAAAAAGAAGAGUUUCUCCAGAGGAGGCAAUCAAAUGUGAAGACAAAUUCACAAAGUCAAAGACUGUUUACAGCAUCCUUCGCCAUGUUGCUGAAGUCCUGGAAUACACUAAGGAUGAGCAGCUUGAGAGUCUCUUCCAGAGAACAGCCUGGGUGUUUGAUGACAAGUACAAAAGACCAGGAUAUGGUGCUUAUGAUGCAUUCAAGCAUGCAGUCUCAGACCCUGCCAUCCUGGAUAGCCUGGACCUGACAGAGGAGGAGAGGCGUGUGUUGAUCGACAACAUUAACAGACGGCUGACGCCACAGGCUGUCAAAAUCCGGGCUGAUAUUGAGGUGGCCUGUUAUGGUUAUGAAGGCAUAGAUGCAGUGAAAGAAGCUUUGAGAGCAGGCUUGAACUGUUCCACGGAGAACAUGCCCAUUAAAAUUAACCUGAUUGCCCCUCCUCGUUAUGUGAUGACUACUACAACACUGGAGAGAACUGAAGGACUGUCUGUUCUGAAUCAAGCCAUGGCUGUUAUUAAAGAAAAAAUUGAGGAGAAGAGAGGAGUCUUUAAUGUGCAGAUGGAGCCUAAAGUGGUUACUGACACAGAUGAAACUGAGCUUGCAAGGCAGUUGGAAAGACUGGAGAGGGAAAACGCUGAAGUAGAUGGGGAUGAUGAUGCUGAAGAAAUGGAAGCCAAAACUGAGGAUUAAAUGUUCUGGGACGUUUAGAAGAGAGACCAUAUGAAAAAUUAGAGAACCCAUUACAAACACUCUGGACUAAAUGUUUCCAGUAUUGAAAACUUCAAAUGAAAAUACUUGAAGUGUUUUACUGUUUUAAAAAGACCAAAAUGUAAAGGCUCUUCUCAAUAACACUCAGUGCAGCAACUUAGAGAUAUUGAAUCCUUUGAAAGGAAGGUGCCUAGUAAGAUUCCAGACAGAUCUGGCCUGAAGGAGGUUGCAGCCCUGUGCUUAACGUUUUCAUACAUUACAAUUCCUAAUUGGUGAUUACAGCUCAAUGCAUCUGUUAAUGAUCUUUCCUGGGAGCACCAAACAAUGUAGUUGAGCAAAUAUUCAAUAAA